AUGCACUUCAAGCGCUAUGACGUCCUGGACGUUUUCACUAUUGUAUUUCCUUCCAAGAAUGCGAUCGGUGAACAAACGAUACAGUUAGAGACGGAUAAUUUCAACGUGACCAAGACAGUGUUUCUGUUCGAUCGCUACACCGAACUUACCGCUGACCAGGUGGCAGAAAGCUGCAAGUGGUAUACAAGGUGGCCCGACGCAACCACCAGUCCUUGGUUCCGCGAGAACUUACGCCUGUCCUAUGAUUAUCUGUGCAAUCAUAUGACUCCACAAUUAUGGAGCAAAGUUCUCAAAGACCUUCUUCCUUAUCGGGAUACCCAAGGAAUGGGCGGCCCCUUGGUCGUCUUCUUCAUAAUGAAACGCCUCCAAGUCAACUCUCAGCUCGUCGUGAAGACGAUUCAAGGCCAGCUCAGGACACUUCACAUUGAUCAAUAUGAAGGAGAAAGCGUGGACGAUUUGGUUAGUCACAUUAAGGUGAUGUUGACUGGACUCAAGUCACUUGAAAAACGUAUCGAUGGGAGAGUGGUCUCCUCGAACGUUCCUCAUGACAUUGGCAAAACUCUCAUCUCGUUGUUCCAGACAUCGAGUGAUCCCAAGUUCAAUGAGGUUUUCCAUAACAAAGAAAUCAACGCAUACGAGCAGGCACUUACUCAAGGAGAUGCUGCUUAUGGUUCCCCUGAUAUGAUACUCGAUCUCGCGACGAGCAUCUAUCAGAAUCGCAUGGCCUCUAAAGAGGGAGGGACUGGCCAAUUUCACAAGGUCAACGAAACUGCAUUUUCGGCUCAAAAGUCAGUGGGACCCUGUUUCAACUGCGGUGGCAAGCAUUCCGUCACUGCCUGCACGGAACCAAUAAAUAAAGAGCGCGUCUCACAGAAUAAGCGGAAAUUCUUUGACGAAAAGAAGGCCCAAAAGAAUCCAGGCAAGAAAGGGCGUUCCAGGCUUGGCGCCGGAGUUCAAUUUGAGCAUCUUCCCUCCGAGACGAAUAAUCGCCCCCAUGCACUCCUAUCUGGUGCUCCAACUCCAGCUCCUGCAGCUCCAGCUCCCGCUCCUCCAGCGGCUGCGGCUCCUGCUGCUCCUGCUCCGCCCGUCAACCAAGUUCCCUCUGGCGAUGCCUCUGCUUUGACCGCUGCAACUUCUGCUACCAACCUUCCUCAGAUUCGUCAGCAGGUCUCUGCCAUUGCCACGGGCAUGAACCAACUUAUUGAUCAAGUGAACCGUGCCACUUUACUCCUACGGAUGAUUGUAGUCUUCCUCUCUACCGUCAUCCCGUCCUACCCUUCCGUCACCAUGUGGUGGCCCUUGCUGCAAGGGGGUAUGGAUGAGUUUCGUCCUCAUCUUAAAUGCAGCAAUGCCCUCAAUAGCUCCUCCAUCCUCUCCUCCAGUCGCGGAGCGACUUCGUCAUCGAAAUAUCUGCCUUUGCUAGUGCCAACUCCUCCUUCCAAUGCACUAGAACUUCUCGGAUGUGCCUUUCCUUGGCGCUGUUGCAAGUCCAAGUCUCCAAAGCGCAAUUCACCUCAUUAUCACCUCAUCCUCAAAGCCUUGCGUCGUCGAGUCAAGCCUCAAAGAGUACAGUUCUAUCGGAAGACGGCAAGAACAAAGGAAAAGAAAAGAAAAAGGCAACAUAAGCAAGCCGAAAAGCAAGCAACAAGUGUUCCCCAUCAUUGGAACUCACCUUCAGAUGAAGAGAUCCUCGAAGACUACACAAGGAACAAGCAUCGUUUCCUUCACUUGAGCUUCAUCCAGAUUGACGCCAAGUAUGGAGUUGACCUCGACCAGUUUGUUCGAAGUGUCGAUCCUCUCAAGCAAUACCAUCAAAUAGCAGCCCUGUGA
Molecule: messenger RNA, 1830 nt
Organism: Cylindrotheca closterium
Lineage: Eukaryota; Bacillariophyta; Bacillariophyceae; Bacillariales; Bacillariaceae
Source: the annotation of a GenBank genome assembly